Molecule: messenger RNA, 2033 nt
Organism: Pan troglodytes (chimpanzee)
Lineage: Eukaryota; Metazoa; Chordata; Mammalia; Primates; Hominidae
Gene: DNAJC9
Product: DnaJ heat shock protein family (Hsp40) member C9
Exons: 6
Coding region: 1-717 (238 amino acids)
Cellular component (GO): cytoplasm; nucleus
Molecular function (GO): heat shock protein binding
Source: RefSeq, a predicted model, not a curated record
AUGGGGCUGCUGGACCUUUGCGAGGAAGUGUUCGGCACCGCCGACCUUUACCGGGUGCUGGGCGUGCGACGCGAGGCCUCCGACGGCGAGGUCCGACGAGGCUACCACAAGGUGUCCCUGCAGGUACACCCGGACCGGGUGGGCGAGGGCGACAAGGAGGACGCCACCCGCCGCUUCCAGAUCCUGGGAAAAGUCUAUUCCGUUCUCAGUGACGGAGAACAGAGAGCAGUGUACGAUGAGCAGGGAACAGUGGACGAGGACUCUACUGUGCUCACCCAAGACCGAGACUGGGAGGCGUAUUGGCGGCUACUCUUUAAAAAGAUAUCUUUAGAGGACAUUCAAGCUUUUGAAAAGACAUACAAAGGUUCGGAAGAAGAGCUGGCUGAUAUUAAGCAGGCCUAUCUGGACUUCAGGGGUGACAUGGAUCAGAUCAUGGAGUCUGUGCUUUGCGUGCAGUACACAGAGGAACCCAGGAUAAGGAAUAUCAUUCAGCAAGCUAUUGACGCCGGAGAGGUCCCAUCCUAUAAUGCCUUUGUCAAAGAAUCGAAACAGAAGAUGAAUGCAAGGAAAAGGAGGGCUCAGGAAGAGGCCAAAGAAGCAGAAAUGAGCAGAAAGGAGUUGGGGCUUGAUGAAGGCGUGGAUAGCCUGAAGGCAGCCAUUCAGAGCUGCAGGAGAAUAUCUGGCAAGGUGCAUUUAAUAUUUGGAAAAAAGAUAUGACCAGUAACCUACUUUAGGAAGAAAAUAAGCAUCACCUGGCAUCAGAACUGGAAUAAAACAUUUGUCCCUAUCUGGUAUUGCACUUCUCUGCUGAUUUGGAUUUGUAAAUUCCCAGCUGAUGAUGGAAUUCUUGACAGUUCUGGACCUUCUGGUUAUCGUUUUCCCUAAUAACUAUAGUUCUCAGGUAAAGUUCCUAAACCUUCAUUCCCUUCAGUAGGAUCUGGAGCAGCUUGCAGUAUUCCUUAUCCUUAAGACAGUAAUUGAAGCUGAAUGAUACUUUCAUGUCCCAGAAGUAACAAAGCAACUUACUUUUCAACUUUGAAAAAAAGUACUGUCAGAAGGAAUGAGAGAUUAAUUAUACAUCAAGACUACUCAUCCCCAAAUGAAUGCAUUUAUAGCUCUGUUGGUAUAGAUAUAGCUACAUCCACAUAAUAAUGCUUAACUUGGAAGCCGCAUUGAAAACACUGCUGUGGCCUUAUUAUCUCAUACCUUUGAGGAUAUUUUUAGAAAUUAAUCAUCCUAAGACAUUUUGUGAAUCAACAGCUAAAAGAAUUCUAUGUUUAAAAUUGGCUCCUAGGUAUUUUUGCAUGAUGAGGCUCAGAGUGUGUAGUGAAUGAAGGGUGGGAAAGGCGAUUACUUUUAGUGUCACUUCCUAGGAGGUGCUAAGGGAUAUUUUUCCUGGUAUGUAAGCAACUACUUAUCUGAGGUUUAUGAAGUUUUCAUUGUCAAUGGAAUAAGCAGAUCCCAAUGGUACAGAAAAACCUUAAAGGGGAAUUAACUAUUAUUUUGGAGUGAAUUUCACUGACUAUGUUCCCACCACGGAAAAUGUUUGAUUAAAUAAAUAGGUUCUUUAUUCCUUUUGUAACCCCAAUAUAGUAUUCUAGCCAACAUUUUAUUUUUACAAAUAGACAGAACUCUUUAGCUAGAUCAACAGAAAGAUUCAAUAUCUAUUUCAUUAAAAUUAUUUAACCCCUGCUGGGUGCGGUGGUUCACACCUGUAAUCUCAGCACUUUAGGAGACUGAGGCAGGCAGAUUGCUUGAGCUCAGGAAUUUGAAACCAGCCUGGGCAACAUGACAAGACCCCUGUCUCUACUAAAAACACAAAAAGUUAACCUGGCAUGGUGGCACCACCUGCCUGUGGUCCCGGCUACUUGGGAGGCUGGGGUGGGAGAACCACUUGAGCCCAGAAGUUGAGGCUGCAGUGAGCCAUGAUCAUCCACUGCACUCCAGCCUGGGCGACAGGAGUGAGACUGUAUCUAAAAAAAUAAAAUAAAAUAAAAUUUAACCCCAUUAAAAAAUUCUGUGUUGGAUCUAAA